AUGCCGACGCCGUCUCCCAACCCGCCGCCCGGGCCUUCCUCGCCUCCGCCGUAUGCCUUCUCGACCUGCCCCGACGACGUCCAACAAUCUCCUCAACCCACCCGCCAAUCCCACGUCGCCACCGAGGCGACCGAGGCCGGUGCCCUGCAGCUCGAGCACGGCUCAUCCACGGAUGGGUCAUCGCCGUCAUCUUCGACUGCCCGGGCUAGCGGCGACGAUAUAGCUUCCACCGAAGCUCUGAUGCUCGGUAGCGGAGCGUCGGUAGAACCUUCAUCAAGAGCUACCACCGUCUCCCCUGGUCCACACUCCAGCAUCACUGGCGUCACUUCUCCUGUCCUGAGCGCGCCAGAUGGUGACCUUCCCAAGCGCCCCGGCAUCGCCCCGGAUGGGCCCUUGAGCCACAUGAACGCCGCUCCAGUGGCGCGAUCUCGACCAUCGCCCAACAGUACCUCGAGCCCGUCCCUGUCCCGCGAUCUUGACCCUGCCGACUCAAUACUAUACGAGGACGGCGAUGAUCGAUUCUCCUCCCCUUCUAUGGGCCCUGAUGUGCCCAAUCUCCGUGCAAUCCCGACCCUCCCAUCCUCCUAUCUGCGUCCCGGUAGCAAGUUCCAUGGCACACAACAGUCCGAGAGACAGGUGUACGAUGUUCAGGUCGAGAUCAAGCACGUCGAUAUGCGAGAGUCGUUUUUGUGCGGUUAUCUACGCAUUCAGGGCCUCACUGAGGAUCAUCCAACGCUCACAACAUUCUUCGAGGGUGAGAUCAUUGGCUCCAAGUAUGGUUUCGAAACGCUGCACGAAGACUGGGGCGCCAACUACAAGACGGACAUGAGCCACUGGGGCAAGUUCAGCGCCUUCAGACCACUUCAUAAGCAAGCUCGGAAGGGACGCGUCGCCAUCCAUGACGUCGCGCAGAGAGAGAAUAUCUUCAUGCGCUGGAAAGAGCACUUCCUCGUUCCCGACCACCGCGUGCGAACCAUUACGGGAGCGAGUUUUGAGGGUUUCUAUUACAUUUGCUUCAAUCAACUCAAGGGGGAGGUUAGCGGGAUAUACUUUCAUUCGAAAAGCGAGAAAUUUCAGCAGCUGGAGUUGAAGCACGUCCCGGACCGUGGCUGCUUCAGCGCAACGGAGUUCCGGUGA
This is a messenger RNA of Purpureocillium takamizusanense, 1137 nucleotides long. RefSeq lists its product as uncharacterized. NCBI's taxonomy places the organism in Eukaryota, Fungi, Ascomycota, Sordariomycetes, Hypocreales, Ophiocordycipitaceae. The transcript has 4 exons. Gene Ontology annotation, biological process: protein catabolic process in the vacuole; negative regulation of gluconeogenesis; proteasome-mediated ubiquitin-dependent protein catabolic process. Gene Ontology annotation, cellular component: extrinsic component of membrane; GID complex. The record is from RefSeq and is a predicted model, not a curated record. Bases 1 to 1137 code for a protein of 378 amino acids.